Cryptomeria japonica (Japanese cedar) is the source of this 2428-nucleotide messenger RNA. RefSeq names its product SCA7 domain-containing protein SELMODRAFT_431321. NCBI's taxonomy places the organism in Eukaryota, Viridiplantae, Streptophyta, Pinopsida, Cupressales, Cupressaceae. Gene Ontology annotation, cellular component: SAGA complex. The transcript has 14 exons. The coding region runs from base 624 to 1991 and encodes 455 amino acids. The record is from RefSeq and is a predicted model, not a curated record.
UGUUUGAUGGAGUCAAAUUUUAUUUUCUUUCAAAGCUGUCUCGGUACUUACUCACGGAGAGAAAGGAAAUGUGGUCCAGCCCGUUGAACGCACAAAAGCUGGGGCAAAACAUUUAACCCAAAUAAAAAAAGCCUUCUCCCAUUCAUUGAUAACAUUACCUUUUGGAGGCAGGCGGAACAUCGGAUGCCUAUUCAUCAACAGCAACAUAAAUUGUAUCUUUCGGAAAAGUCUCUGCGAAAGCGGGAGCGACCGCCCUUAGUUGGCGUGCACAAUUCCACUCAGUACCACAUUGAGUUGUAUAAAAAGGCCACAUUCAUUUUUUUCCGCCAAAUGUGGAGAUCUUUUAAAAUUUGGCUCAUUUUUUUACAAAACAGCACUGUACAUUUUUCCACCACCGACCACCGCUUUGGCGACUUACUACUGCUAAAUUUUUGGGCAUGUUUGAUCAGCCGGAAUCCCCAUAAUCGUAUGUACAAGUAACAGAAGCUUUCUGUGUGUGGGUGAUCUAAGUCAUAAAAUGUGGUAGAGCAUACUUCGCACAGCAAGAGAUAUGUAAUAAAUAAAGGAGAAUGAAAAUUUUGGAUGCUUAGAUUAAAUGAGCGGAGUUUUCAAGGUGUUUGGUAAUGCUGUCUUCAAUGGCGUACACACCUGGGAGGGGAAGAUUGGCAGCCAUGGAAAGGCUUCUGUCAAGUGGCAGUUCGAUGGAACCAUCAUCAGAGGAGGCUAUCCGUGAGAGAUUAGCAGCUCAAGUUAUCCAGAAAGAAAUGGAUGAGGCAGACGAGGCCAAUCUUUUGGAGGAAGAGGACAUGCAUGUCUUUGAAUGGAAGCCACUUACAGAUCCUCUGAAUUUGGUAUCUUGUAAGACAUGCAAGAAGCCAAUUAAAGCUAGCCAAUAUGCAGCUCAUGCAGAGCGUUGCAAAUCAUUAAGUGCUUCAGAUGAUACUGGUCUGGAGCUUGAUGGGGGCACUGGACACAAAAGGCCACCUCGGAAAGUCAGGAAAAAGGUUCAAACAACUCAUGAAAACCAGACUACAGCAGCAGGGGAUCAGGAAAUAUCAGAAUCUUUUGAUGGGGAAGAUACUUGUGCCUCAGAAUCAGCAAAUGUUGAUGAUUGUCAUAUGGGAAUUGCAUCCUCACUUAGCAGAGAAGUGAAAAAAUCUCCAAUGCUAGUUGAUGGAAGCUUAAUUGUAGACGGUUCUGGAAGUGCAAGCUAUUCGGAAGGUGCUAUGUCUCCUUCAAAACGUGCCAAGUUAUUACCUGUUCAAUCAUCAUUGACAUCAGAUAAUUCGGAUUCUAUGUGUGGAGUUACCAUGGAAUCUGGAACAUGUUGUCAGGGACCCUUGACUUGCAAAUUGCAUUCAGAAUCGUCAAAGCGUGCAGUUAAAGGAAGAAGGCAGGUUUAUGAUGUACUACUAGAAGAACACAAUACUAAAGUAGUUCAUGGAAAUGUGCCAAAAAGUAAAGAUGACCGUUUUGCAGAUAUUCCAGCUCCACUUGCAACAAAGAUAUAUUACCCAAGACAGAACCAACGGUUGCGUGCUGUACUCGGUCAUCUUUAUCAAGAAUCUUUGAAAAAAGAGAACUCUAAUGAGCCAUCAAUUCCUAAACCACUGUCCGGGGAUGCUGGAGUGCAAUCUGGACGUGUACAGAUUUUACCCCCUGACAAUGACGUAACCGAUCAACAGAAAGAUCUAAUGGGUCAAAAGAAGCAGAAAGAAUUAUCAACGAUAUCAUCAAUACGGAAAUCUGAGCAAAUGCUACCUCCAACUUCAGAAAUAGGCCGUUCAAUCACUAAUGGGCAUCCAUCUCAUAUGAAUUUUCAAAAUCAGUAUCAUGAAAAUAAAUUUGCAAGGUCUCAACUGCCUAUGGAAGUUGGUCCAGCUGGCAUUAUGCGGAACAGAUUUAUACAGACACCUUAUACUUUUACGGGAAAUGCAGGGACAUCUAUGGGUUCUAUGCAACAAGCUAAUGGUAUCGUACCUGUAAUUUAGUUAUAUGUUUGCUUGUCAGAUCGUAUUUUACCUCUCUUAGUUCAAUAAGAUUAUUUGCAGGUUUAAGGUUCCCCUAUUCACUUAAAAUUUAAAAUCUGGUGGAAUUGUAAGGUAUGUUAUUGGUUUUGUCGUAUACAUUCUGCAUUUCAAUGUUUUAGCAGGCCUCAGUCUGUGGACAAGAAACAUGCUUUGGUUUGAAUACGAAGAAUGUACAAACCAAUUUAGUAAAUGUAAAGCUAGUAAGUCAAAAUUAGGUGCACUUGUAGUAUUUUGACACUUCAAUGCCUUCAAUUUAUUAGCAUAAUAAAGCUCGGGACAACCAACUCCUCAGCCAUGCUUACAGACUUCCGUUGAAAAUGUUUAUUUUGAUUAUUGUUUGUAUAUUAUAUCAGACGAAAACAAUUUAUUUUCCAAUUUAGUUUCGAGCAUUCGUGGUA